AUGCUCUUGUUUGAACACCGGCUGGCGGAAAGAGGAUGCUUGCUGCUCUGGCUGCUCCCGUCUGUCCUCAGAGCCCAGUCUAACGGGGAGGCCAGGGCCAGGUCCACGCCGUGCCAGCAGAGCCCCACGAAGGUGUCUUGCAAAGGGCUUGGGCUGCGCAAGUUUCCAAAGGAACUUGGCCAAGGAGUGAAGCACCUCGAGCUCUCCAACAACUUCAUCCAAAACCUUUCGGGCAGCCACGUGCCGGGGUUAGGGCAGCUGGAGUACCUGGACCUGUGCUUCAACCGGCUGGAAGCCGUGUCAGCCACCACGCUGGCUCAGCUGCCCCAGCUGCGCUCUCUGCUCCUGCGAUCGAACCGCCUGGACCGCAAUUACCUCGCUAACGGGCGAGCCUUUCGUUUGCUCAGCAAUAUAGAGGUCCUGGACCUGUCGGCAAACAACCUGGAGAGCCACAUGGCCGGCUGGUACGUCAGAAACCUCACCACGCUGAGGGUGCUCGAUCUCUCCGGGAACAAGAUGACCAGGCUGCCGGCGGGGAUCUUCUGGAGCACGUCACGGCUGCGGGAGCUCGACCUCAGCGACAACUACAUCGUGGACAUCGAGGAGGGAGCUUUUGAGGCCCUGGAAGAGCUGGAGGUGGUGAACUUGGCUUUGAAUUCCCUCCACUGUAUCUCUGGCUUCAGCCUCGCGCAGCUGCGAGUUUUAAAUCUCAGCCACAACGCCCUGGAGCUCUUCGCCUCGGAGGAGGGGGCAGAGCCGUACCUGCUCCGAGUGCUCGACUUGAGCCAUAACAGACUCCUCUAUUUUCCAGAGCUCCCGGGAGCCCGUUACCUCACCCAUUUAAACCUCUCCAACAACCUGAUCGCUUCCCUGCUCCCAGGCUCUCGCGGUCCGGGGGAGUUUGCGCUGCGCUACGAGGAGAUGGCGAGGUUUAACGGGACCUCGCGUGCCCCGGCUGCUCUGGCACUCGUAGCUGACUUGGAUCUGAGCAACACCCAGCUCCAGCUGUUCCCGCUUGCCUUCUUCCAUGGCCUGGGCUCCCUGCACAGCCUCAGCCUGGCCAGGAACUGUCUCCAGGACGUAGCCAGGGAGUCGCCGGCCGGCGGCACGGAGCCCAGCGACCGCUCGCCGGAGCGUCCUUGCGAGAGCCCGGGGAGCGACUGGGGAGGGAGCUGGGGAGGGGGCUCUCGAGUUCCAGCCCCAGGAGGCUCCUGCACCCCCUUCUACAACUUGCCUCGCCUGAAGCACCUGAGUCUUCGCAAGAACAACAUCACCAGGCUGCACCCCUACACCUUCAACCAGACCUCGCUGCUCUCCCUCGACCUGUCCGGGAAUGAGGGCUUGUUCGUGUCUAAGGAAGCCCUGGGGGGGUUGGAGUUUUCCCUGCAGAAGCUCUCCCUGAGGGGCAACCAGAUGGACAACAGCAAGGCAGAGCUCCCCUGCCUGGACACGCUCAAAGUCUUGGACCUCUCGGGCAAUAAUUUGAGCCUUUUGCCCACGGGGCUUUUCUGCUCCCCGCUGGAAAGCCUGGACGUUCGCCACAACAACCUGCUGACGCUGGACAGGCCGGCGCUCGCGAGCUGGUCCCGCAGCCUGAAGGACGUCUCCGUCGCUGGAAACCCCUUCAGCUGCUGCUCCCUGGCCUCGCCGGACGCUGCGGGCGGCCGGCGUGGGCGUGCGGGACCUGGACGAAGCCCUCUGCGCCUACCGCGACGAGAGCAGGAACUUCUCGGCCAAGAUCGCCAGCAGUCCUUGGUGGCUUUGCCCACGUCCCAAGGGCACCAGCCCUCUGGCUCUGCUCGUGGUCGUGAUGGGCCUUUUCCUCCUCAGCUCCGGGGCUUGCUGCCUGCUGAGGAGACGGCAGAAGUCACCGGGGUUUGCGGGACUCCAGAGCAACAGGGUCUUCCCCCCCCGCCCCGAAAAAGAGGAGCCAGCCGAGGCGCAGACAGCGUCACCAAAGUGUAG
Opisthocomus hoazin is the source of this 1965-nucleotide messenger RNA. The record is from RefSeq and is a predicted model, not a curated record. NCBI's taxonomy places the organism in Eukaryota, Metazoa, Chordata, Aves, Opisthocomiformes, Opisthocomidae.